Anastrepha ludens (Mexican fruit fly) is the source of this 2683-nucleotide messenger RNA. RefSeq lists its product as uncharacterized. Gene Ontology annotation, molecular function: protein homodimerization activity; protein heterodimerization activity. Gene Ontology annotation, biological process: intrinsic apoptotic signaling pathway in response to DNA damage; regulation of apoptotic process; extrinsic apoptotic signaling pathway in absence of ligand. The record is from RefSeq and is a predicted model, not a curated record. Gene Ontology annotation, cellular component: mitochondrial outer membrane. NCBI's taxonomy places the organism in Eukaryota, Metazoa, Arthropoda, Insecta, Diptera, Tephritidae. The transcript is spliced from 3 exons. The coding region runs from base 1292 to 2233 and encodes 313 amino acids.
CUUCUAGCCAGUUUCGUGAGCGUAGUAUGUUGCUGACGCCGCGGUCUUACGGAGCGUGCACAACGAUAGGCAGUGUCCGUUCAGCAAAUUAUAAAAUACAUAAAAGUGCAAUAUACCUUGUGCCUUUUAUUUUGAUACUACUUAUAAUUUUCUUUUUUUAAUUCUGAUUUUAAUUAUUAUCAAUAGCUUGGCACGCGAACGCGCGGCUUUAAAAUCACCACAGUUGUCUUUGUACAUUCAUCUCUUUCGAAUUUCGCACAUUCGUUUAACAUUCGAUAAUUCUUGGGUAUUUUUAUUUUGCUUCCUCCAUUCAUUUUAUCACCAAAGCAAACUAAACAAUAAAAAUUUAUAUACGAAUUGGCGGCUUUGACAGUGGAUUGAGUGGAUUGAGGAGAAAAGCAAGUUGGCAAAUAAGAAAACAAUAAUUACGGUUGGACGAGUAGACAAACGCGCUCAUAAAUUUUGCUUUCGCUUAAUCAAAACUCGACGAAAUUUAAAUGAAAGCAAGCAUAAAAAAAUAAUUUUCAACGUUGCAAAACUUGAGCUCACGACGACUUGGGGUAUUCGGCUGUCGUAUGUUGUCUUCGUAGUCGCCGUUGCCAGCACAGCUGAGAUCAAAAUUAAGAUUGAGAUCAGUAUUGAGAGGCGGAGAUCAUCGCAAAAGUCAUCGCGCAGGUAAAUGGAAACGGAAAAAACUGAUAGGAAUAGAGCGAACGCACUAUUGGUUGUUGCUGCUGUGGAAAAGCUGUAGAAUUGACAAACGACUUAACAAUAGAUAAGUGAAUAAUAGUGAAGGCUGAAAGUAAAAGAAAAAGCAAUAAAGUCCUAAUAUAAUUUGUGAAAAAGUGGAGUUAAAAAAAUCAAGCAUCAAGUAGAUACUCAAGUGCACCAGGCAAAAAUACAUAUGUACACACAUUGUAUAUGUUUAUAUGCAUAAUGUGGUGCCUUUGCGUGUAAUACGAUAAUAUUAGUUAAAAGAAUUUUCAAAUAUAACAAAAGCAAAGUUUAACAUAAUAAAUAAGGUCGCACUAUAAGCCGCGUCAAGAGUCAAGCAACAAUCGAAUUCAUGAAGCGAAGCAAAGUUGCGCAGCAGAACGUAACCGCAAACGUCAACAGCUGUUUCAAUAAAAUUUAGCUAACUUUAAUAUAAAUAAGUUCAAUAACUUAAAUAUUCAAGUACUCACUUGCAAAACCGAAAAAGAAGAGAAAGUAACCAAACCGGCAUUUGUUAAAAAUAAAGUAAAAUAAAACUUCUACCCAACCACCAACUACAACAAUAAUACAGCCCCACAUGCCUUCGCCAGCUCUGAAACAACAGCAACCACCACCACCACCCCCGCCGAUACCGCCAAUGAUACAACAUCAAUUCUCCUAUCCAAAUCAACAUCAACCGCAAAGCCAACAAAAAAGCUAUUAUCAUGCAAAAAAUAAGUUGUCAUCGAAACUGAAAUCUUCAUCCCUGGACAAUGAUAUUUUUCUUCAAAAUCGUAAAAAUAAUAGUCAAAGUGGCUCGGAUUGGCUAUUGCCACCGCAUGGUUGUGCCACAAUACCACGUGCCGGUUCUACUUCAUCGCUAGCGAGCACUGUAACGGCUAAUAAUUAUCAGGAAUAUAAAGCGGAAAUCAUAAAUCAGGGCAAAUGCCUUUGCGGUCAGUACAUUCGCGCACGCCUACGACGCGCUGGCGUGCUGAAUCGCAAAGCGACGCAGCGAUUGCGCACCAUAUUGGAGCCUUCAUCGGCAGUGGUGUACGAGGUGUUCCCGGCGUUGAAUAGCAUGGGCGAGGAAUUGGAACGCAUGCAUCCGCGUGUCUAUACGAACGUCUCACGUCAGCUAUCGCGCGCACCCUAUGGCGAGUUGGUCGACGGUGAUACGGCGCCCAUGCUGCUCAAUCUGGUGGCCAAAGAUUUGUUUCGUUCGAAUAUAACAUGGGGCAAAAUUAUUUCUAUAUUUGCGGUAUGUGGUGGUUUUGCCAUCGAUUGCGUACGACAGGGACACUAUGAAUAUCUGCAACUUCUAGUGGAUGGCAUAGCUGAGAUAAUUGAAGAUGAUUUGGUGCCAUGGCUGGUCGAUCAUGGCGGUUGGUUGGGUCUGCAACAACACAUACGCCCGCAUGUGGGACGUUUUUCAUUCCUGGGAUUGUUAACACUUUUCGUUGCCGUGUCGUCGGGUGUUUAUGUUGUAACUAAUGUCGCCAAACAUAUUGGUUGUCAUUUGUAUUCGCUACUGUUCUGAUAGGGCGCGAGCAUUAAAUGACACAAAGGUGUAGAAAGUUGGAAAUGUGGAAAAUAGAAAAUAAUUGCAUGCAAAGUGUGAAAUGAUAUAGGGUCUGAUUUUGUUGCAAUAUUAUAAUAUUAUAAAUUUACAUUAAUUUUCCUAAAAUUAAUUUCUUUACAAAUAAUUUGUAGAAUUUUUAUGCAAUACGUAAAGUGGCGGCGAGGAUUUUUUGGUUUGUAACUGUAACUGUACGAUUAAGCUUCUCAUUUAUGGGUACACAUUUAUGCAUACUUCAUUCCUACACAAUUGAGAGAUAUUCAUUUAAUCCACAAAUAUUCCUUUUAAUUUUAACUUUUACAUGACAACUGGCACAUACCUAUUGCAAGUCUGUUUACAAACUUGGCUUUUUGUUAAUUCAUUGUAAUGACUUAUUUUAAUUAUUUAGAAAGAAUUACAUAAAUAAUAAAU